Molecule: messenger RNA, 2659 nt
Organism: Elgaria multicarinata webbii
Lineage: Eukaryota; Metazoa; Chordata; Lepidosauria; Squamata; Anguidae
Gene: TMEM128
Product: transmembrane protein 128
Exons: 5
Coding region: 10-549 (179 amino acids)
Source: RefSeq, a predicted model, not a curated record
UCGUCCAAGAUGGCGGAGGAAGAGGAGGCGGCGGAGGCGUCGCUGCGGCUGCCGCCGCUGCGCCUGAGGCGGCCUUUCACCGGCCAGGACUCGGAGCCUCGCGGGGCGCCAGGGCGGCCGCGGGUGCCCUCUCCGGAGACGCCUGCUGAAGCUACAAGCAUAGAGAAGAAAGAGAAACCUCUUCCCAGACUUAACAUUCAUUCUGCAUUCUGGAUAUUGGCAUCAAUAGCUACUACGUACUAUGUAGAAUUUUUUAAAACUAUUAAUGAGCUUAUUCAAAAAGAAAGUGGGUGGUUUGUGCUUGGCUGUUGUUUAUUGGCUGUCAGUUUGUCUGUUGCCUUCUAUUGCAUAAUCUAUCUUGAGUGGUAUCAUGGAAUCGAGGACUAUGAUGCUUGCUACCCCGCACUGAUACCUGCCACAACUGCUAGUUUCAUUGCUGCAGCUGUUUGUUUUAACAUUUCCUUAUGGCCUAUAUGGUCUUUCCUCACGCCUCUGGUGCUCUUCAUUCAGUUCAUGGGUAUUGUGAUGCUUGUGUCACUCCUGGGCUAAAUCUUUUAUGAUGUUGAAGUCUGCAGUGCUAGGAAAUUGGAUUUACUACAACGUGUGAAAACUCUUAUUAUUAAGACUUAUAACCAUCUGAAUGUUCUACCAUUUUUCCAAGAUUUGUAAGUUUUACAAUAAGAGUGUGUGUAAACGAACAACUUCAUUUAAGUGCAUCACUUCUGAUCUACUUCUCACUGUGCAGUAGCCUAUUUUAGAGAAGUGGUGGACAUGCUGAUGUACCUACUUGGAAAUACUGGGUCCUAGGAAUGAAGACUUGCAAGCUGAACUCAAGCAACUUGUGUUUAAAAGCAAGAUUAACUUGAAUUGUUUAACUUGUUCUGUGUUUAAAAGGCAGUUUUUAUAACAUAAUCAGAAACACUUGGGAAGUUAGUGUAAAGUCAUUGAAAUGGUACUAGAACGCCAUGUUUUUGAUACUGUGCAGGCACAGAAAGUCGUAACAAUGGACUUUAAGAAGUUAAAAAUACAGUAUUUAUUUCACCCUUUAAAGUGGUUAAGCUUGUGAUCGUUGUGUGAGAGCAAUGACAAUAUUAACAUUCCAACUAAAAUUUUAAUAAAUAUAUUGAAUCUAUAAUAUAUGAAACCAUAAUAUGUGAAACUAUGGCAGUUCUAUUUUGAGUGCAAUAUCUGUAAAGAGAGAAUAGAGCCUAGUUUUUCCCUUUCCCUUGUGUACAUAACGGCACUUAACAUGCUAGGCCCCUAUAGAGAAUAAGAGUCCUGUGUGGGCUUCCCAUCUCUCUGUCCACCCCCCCUCACUUCUGCUCAGUUAAGUAACAUGAGCUUUAAAGUUCAAGUUCCUCGGCUGAGUGGAGGGAGAGGAGUCAUUAUUGGGAUAGGAAGAUGUACCUACAUCCCAUUCCAGGUAAGAGCCUGGCAACUUGCCUGUGCCUUAUGCCAAGGAAGGGGAAUCCAGGGAGGCAGGGAGACCUAUCGCAGCCGUGGACUCCGAACGCUGCCCUACGGAAUCUCUUCAGACAUUGCAUUUGUGGUAGGGGAAUAGCUUGACUCCUGUUUUGUAGUGUUCUUUAAUCCUAUAAUCCAGUUAACCUUUUAAUACAUUUCUUUUCUGGGGGCCUGUUGGUUAAAGCAACUUGGACAAGCAAACAAAAAUCCUAAAUAAAUUAAGGUUUGUGUGAUGUAACUUUGUCAUUGAAAUGAUGUUAAUUAUUUCAGUGUUAAAUUUCAUUUUGUAAUGUGGCUAAAACUAGGGAAGUUGAUUUGUCAGCUACCAGUUCAUUCUAGAAUGUGUCAUUUGAAAAAUUGCUGACACUUUUGUAAGCUGUUCCUCUAAACUAUAAAUGGAUUUGAAGUGGCUAGGAUAACUGCACUAACUUUUCUCAUACUGUGUCUUAAGCAUGAACUUCAGAGCGCAUUAUUAGUGUCCAAUAAAGAGCCAUAUCCAGGUUUAGAGGGGAACUGAAAAAUACUGUUUAGCGCAUGUUUUGUCCUCAUGAAAUUAGUAGCUGCAUUGGCCAGUCUGUUAAAGCAAUUUGACCGACCAAAUAUUAGUGAAGAAUUCUUAGAGCAGCGUGUGGAAAUCAUUACUUAAAGUAGUACAAUGGUUUUGUAAUUCUUUUCAAAUGCAAAUACUAAUCUUGAAGUUGGAUUUGAAACUCAGCUAAAACAAAAAUUGGGUAUAAAUUAGUUUAUUCCCUAAUCCUAAACAGAGUGCAUGGAAAAAUUGUACUGAUUUCAGUGGGGACUUUCAAGUUAACUUGUUUCAGACAUUGGUAUCUGUUUUCCUGAAGUUGCACCGCAUCCAGUCGAUUAAAAUCUUACGAUGAUAGUUGUUGAAGGUAAAUGAGUGGCUCAAGUACAAUUUACCGUUCAGUAUAAUAGUUCAUAAUGGUACUUAGGUUCAAGAUAACGGGCAUCAGAAAGACUGGAUACUCAUUAAGCUAAAUGUAAAACACACUCAUAACCUUUUCAGUACACAAACCAUAAAUUGUAGUACCACCCCAUAGUCUGAAAUGUUUAAUGAAAAGGUGUAAUGGUCCCUGACAUAAUAACCUGUUGCUUGUUCACACAAUUUAUUUGUUCUGAGAAGGAAAAAUGACUGAAUAUUUUUAACAAUAAGCAGUACAUCAAGUUGGAACAA